GAUCUGUGGACGCUUCCUCGUAGCCUCAGCAACCGCUGUCCCAGCCCUCCCCUCGGGGCGCUGAGCUGUAGCGCCGCGGCUGCCCGUGCCCAAGCCCAAAAAAUCACCUUCAGCUCGCCGCGACUAUGCCGGGGAGCUUCGGCCUCUCGUCGGUGGGGUGGAAGCGGCACAAGACACCUCGCUCCCCGUUCCUCACGAAGCAGCCGCAGGGCAGGCUGCCUUAGGAUUCGGGUCUGCCCCAAGCUCUACCCUCCCCUCGCGUCUUUGGUGCUGGGCGCUAGAGACCCUUCGCGGCCCUCACCGGCGUCUCUGCCCUCCUCGGAGGGUCACCUCCCCCGACCCCCGCAGCGCCGCCUGCCCUGUUCCAGGCAAGAGGGCAGCCGCUGGCGGCAGCUCGGGGGCGCCCACUGGAGACGCUCCCACCCACGCGUGCCCGGGGCGCCCCCGCCCCCUCGCCUGCUGCCGCCUGGCGCAGCCGCACGCACUUACACACCCGCACACUCACACCGCACACUCGCUCAGGCCGCCUGGGCAGCUGCUCGCCGCUCCUUGCCCUCCCCACCGAUUCGCCUUCGCUAUGGCAAGCCCCGGGUCCGGCUUCUGGCCCUUCGGGGCCGAGGAGGGAUCUGCGGCCGCCGACAACCCCGGCACAGCCAGAGCCUGGUGCCAGGUUGCGCAGAAGUUUACAGGAGGGAUCGGAAACAAACUCUGCGCCCUACUCUACGGAGAUGCCGAGAAGACCGUGGAAACCGGCGCCAGGGCAGCCCCGGGGGCAGCGGAGCAGCGGCCGGCCUGUACCUGCGACAAAAAACCCUGCGCCUGCCAAAAAACGGAGGUGAAUUACGCCUUUCUGCACUCAACAGAUCUUCUGCCGGCAUGCGACGGAGAAAUAACGACUAUGUCUUUCCUACAAGAUGUUGUGGACAUUUUACUUCAGUAUGUGGCAAAAAGUUUUGAUAGAUCAACAAAAGUUAUUGAUUUCCAUUACCCAAACGAGCUGCUCCAGGAAUAUAACUGGGAACUGGCAGACCAGCCGCAGACCUUGGAAGAAAUUUUAUUGAACUGCAGAACGACUCUGAAGUAUGCAAUUAAAACAGGGCACCCCAGAUAUUUUAAUCAACUUUCAACUGGAUUGGACAUGGUUGGAUUGGCAGCAGACUGGCUGACAUCAGCAGCUAAUACUAAUAUGUUCACCUAUGAGAUUGCUCCCGUGUUUGUACUUUUGGAAUAUGUCACACUAAGGAAAAUGAGAGAGAUGGUUGGCUGGCCAGGGGGCUGUGGCGAUGGGAUAUUUUCACCUGGUGGUGCCAUAUCUAACAUGUAUGCUAUGUUGAUUGCACGUUUCAAGAUGUUCCCAGAAGUUAAAGAAAAAGGAAUGGCAGCUAUUCCCAGGCUGGUUGCCUUCACCUCAGAACAUAGUCACUUUUCUGUGAAGAAAGGAGCUGCAGCCUUGGGUAUUGGUACAGAUAGUGUGAUUUUGAUUAGAUGUGAUGAAAGAGGGAAAAUGAUCCCAUCAGACCUUGAAAGAAGAAUUCUUGAAGCCAAACAAAAAGGAUUUGUUCCCUUCCUGGUGAGUGCCACAGCUGGGACAACAGUGUAUGGAGCGUUCGACCCUCUCAUAGCUAUUGCAGACAUCUGCAAGAAGUACAAGAUCUGGAUGCACGUGGAUGGAGCGUGGGGCGGUGGGCUCCUGAUGUCAAGAAAGCACAAAUGGAAGUUAAAUGGUGUUGAGAGGGCCAAUUCAGUGACCUGGAACCCUCACAAGAUGAUGGGCGUCCCGCUGCAGUGCUCAGCCCUGCUAGUGAGAGAAGAGGGCUUGAUGCAGAGCUGCAAUCAAAUGCAUGCUUCCUACCUCUUUCAACAAGACAAGCACUACGACCUCUCCUAUGACACGGGAGACAAAGCCUUGCAGUGUGGGCGGCACGUCGAUGUCUUCAAGCUAUGGCUGAUGUGGAGGGCAAAGGGAACUACAGGAUUUGAAGCACAGAUCGAUAAGUGCUUGGAACUGGCAGAAUACCUGUACAACAAGAUAAAGAACAGAGAAGGGUACGAAAUGGUGUUUGAUGGAAAGCCUCAGCACACAAACGUCUGCUUCUGGUACAUCCCUCCCAGCUUGCGCGGCAUGGAAAACAGCGAAGAAAGGCUGAGUCGCCUGGCCAAGGUGGCACCAGUGAUAAAAGCCAGGAUGAUGGAGUAUGGCACCACCAUGGUGAGCUAUCAGCCCCUGGGAGACAAAGUGAACUUCUUUCGGAUGGUCAUCUCCAACCCUGCAGCGACUCACCAAGACAUCGACUUCCUGAUUGAUGAAAUUGAACGCCUGGGACAGGACUUAUAAGAACUGGGUGUGGAAGUCUCUUCCUGACCUCUAAGUAGACACUUUAAGUUGUCACAAACUGUGCGAAUGUAUUUGUAGUUUGUCCCAAAGUAAAUCUAUUUCUAUAUCGUGGCGUUGGAGUAGAGUACAGUUUAAAAAGAGCCCACACAAAUCAAGAAACUUGGCUCCUUUAAAGUCCUUUCCUGAGUUUUAGAAUACCUCCUUAAUAAUUAGCUGCACACAAAGCUGCACUGAAACAAGGCUGAAGAGAAGACGCUUACAAUGUUCUAUCCCCCCCACACACACCCCAGCAGUUUUAAUGCAGCGACUCCCUUUGAAUUCGGAGCAGAUUGGAAUGAUGCCAAACUUUGCCAUAGAUAACUAAAUGAAGCCAAAAAACUGAGGGAAGUGGGGAGGGGGUGGUGAGAAGCAGAGCAUCCAAGCUGUUGCAUUUAGGAGUGAAAGCAUUUUUGCCUUCUUCGUAGCAUUAGAGCGGAAUUUACUACUCAUUUCCUUACAGCAACCUUUCAAAUGUCUUCAAAUAGGUAUAGUUUUACAAAGGGAAACAUAUAUAUAUAUAUAUUAAAGAUAGAAUAAAAGACAGUAAAAUCCUAUUUUGUAAACUCUAUAUAUUUAUUUUGUAUGGGUUAUAAAACUGCAAGGACAGAAGCUGAAAAUUACCUAGGGUUCUUUUCUUUUCUUUCCAUGGAGGUGCCUCAAAUGCUUAUUAGUGCUUACUUUAAAGUAGAAGCCCACAUGCUACCUUCUCAAGAGGUGCCUGUACCUCGUCUCUCUCCGUCCUAUCUGGAUUGUACAUCCCCAGGGUUGAUUACUGAAAGACCUUAAGAGUGCUGCAGCUCUUCAAACCACUUAAUAAGAUCAAUUAGAGUACAACAAGAGAAUGCUACUCUGGUUCCCACUUGGCCUAACUGAGCAGACGCACAAUCAAUACACAGUGCUAACCAAGACUGAAAGAAGGUUGUAUUUGGAUGGUGUCUGUGUCCUGUGGUAAAAAAGCCCAUCCCAAACCAGGCACAAUUCUGAGUAAAUGCUUACCUUGUAAUCAUUUCUGCUAUGGGCAGUCCAAAACUGCAUUGGAAAAAAAACCAACCAGCCAACCAACCAAAAUUGACUGAAAUUCUUGUUAAAAUAGCAUGAACCCUCCCAGCUACAUUAAGAGAGUAAUUAGAGGUGUAAAGGUCUGCCAGAUGAGGCCUGAGUCAAUGUGACUGUAAUCUGAGUGACAGGGAGAGGAGGGGGGUGUCCAAGUAACAAACUGCUUUGUGAAAGGCUUCUCCCAGUGCUGGACUCUGUCCUUGUCUGCAGUGGCUUUUGAAAGAGUUGAGAUCAGGCUCCAGCUGCCUAAAACUGGCCACAAAGAGAAGCCAUGAGCACAGCUCUUGCAGAGUACUGCAUCAUCCCUUAACAUUAGAGGUGAGUCUGGCAUGGAAACUGAAAUUUAUCCUCUUAGCCCCCCUCCCCACCUCCAGCACCUGGAAGCAUUGGUGAGAGUUCUGCAGCUCAGGUCUUUCUACUUAUAACCCUACUCAAGUUUUGGUUUUAACUUUGCCUAAGUGGCCAACUUAUGUUUAUAAAGCAAUAUUGUUUGGCUGUCUCUAAAAUACUUGAAAAGGAAAAAGAAAGGGGGACAAAAAUAUUAGCAGUGCAUUGUGGUUUUAAUUUCAUCUCAACUAGAUUAAGUGGAGUAUUGAUUCAGUGUAAGAUCACGAGGACACGAAGCAAGGGGAAAUAAACUGUGUCUGUAAUUGUGUUGCCUUUAUGAUGUUGAUAGUACUGUUUUGUCACCUCAGAUUGAGGCUGUGCACUUUAGAUUUAAACUGUACAGUGUUGCAGAUCAACAUGUGUUGCUGUAUAAGCUUGUACAAUAUAUUACUGGUAUGUCAUCGUUCGUGUGGUAGUAGUACUGGCUCUUGGUGUUGUAAGACCUGCAUUCGCACCGGUCCCUCUGCUAUAGCUUUGCUUGGUAUUAACCUCUCCUCACCAGCUUUUGGGCAGACACCUCACCUGGGUGGACUUCCAUUUGCUGCCUGCUAUGCAUAGUGUUGCAAGUCCAACUGUAGAGGAGAUGCCAAUUCCAUCAGGAAGGACUUCAAUGGAACCUUUGCUAAAUGUGUCAAACCUAGCAGACUAAGCAAUGAGAUACUGAGUAAAGCAGCAAAUUCGAUUCUCUUUUUUUUUUUUUUCCUUGCUGGGAGAAAGGCAAGGAAAGAGCUUAAGAAGCUACAAACUCAUGCAGGGACAAUGAUGAAGGUGAUCAGCAGCCUGGUUACAUCUUGCAUGUGCAAUUCUGUUUUAAAGUGCUAAGUGCAAGCAAUGUAUUUAUUAGCUGUGUGUGCCAAUCCAAGAUUUACAUUCAGUGUUCCAGGAGAACCAACACUUUAAUUUAUGGGGGUCUUUCCUCCCCCUCCCCCCCUAUUCCUGUACUUAUUGCAGCCAGGAAAGAGCAGCAUAGCAAUCUGUUCUUGUGUUUGACCAAAGUAUCUUCUCUGUGGUGUUGAACUAAAUCCAAAUAAAAGUGUAAAACGUGACUCUGGGUCUUUCCAUUACUGAGCAGUUAUCAUUUGUGCCAUUUAGGAGCAAGGCCCCAAUAAAGAGAAUGUUUAAUUGUAA
Pogoniulus pusillus (Red-fronted tinkerbird) is the source of this 4945-nucleotide messenger RNA. RefSeq names its product glutamate decarboxylase 2 (gene GAD2). The record is from RefSeq and is a predicted model, not a curated record. Gene Ontology annotation, cellular component: cytoplasm. Gene Ontology annotation, biological process: GABA biosynthetic process; GABA shunt. Gene Ontology annotation, molecular function: glutamate decarboxylase activity; pyridoxal phosphate binding. NCBI's taxonomy places the organism in Eukaryota, Metazoa, Chordata, Aves, Piciformes, Lybiidae. Bases 578 to 2335 code for a protein of 585 amino acids. The transcript is spliced from 16 exons.